Molecule: messenger RNA, 822 nt
Organism: Carassius auratus (goldfish)
Lineage: Eukaryota; Metazoa; Chordata; Actinopteri; Cypriniformes; Cyprinidae
Product: alpha-tectorin-like
Exons: 7
Coding region: 1-822 (273 amino acids)
Biological process (GO): cell-matrix adhesion
Source: RefSeq, a predicted model, not a curated record
AUGAACUACGGAAAUAUCUCCUCAACUGAUCAAAGGUUUCAGGCAGGCUAUAACACAAUAAACUCAACACAUUAUUUUUCAAUCCCUGUGCCUGAUGAAAAUAAGCUGUUCAACUCCAGCAAUGUCAAUGUGCCGGGACGCUGGGUAUUUCGUGUUGAUGGUGGACCUGAGGAGGGAAUAUUCUAUCCAUAUGGAGAUGAAGAGGAUGAGAUGAACCCGCAGUCAGAUGAUGGAAGUUCUCCACCGAUUCCUCUGCUGCAGCCAUUUGUGUACUUUGGCCGUUUAUAUGACAAAAUAUUUGUGAAUAAUAAUGGACACCUAACUUUUAAUGAGCCGUUUUACCAGUGGUAUCCCUACUAUUUUCCUAAAUACUCAUCUAUAGACAUUAUCGCUCCACUGUGGACAGACAUUUAUAAUAGUGAGCAAGGAACCAUCUCUUACCGACAAGUAACAGAUGCUCGUAUCUUGAAUCGGGCAUCGAGAGAAGUUAACAAAUAUUUUCCCAGACUGAACUUCUCCGCCUCUUGGGUUUUUAUUGCUACAUGGGAUAAAGUACCAUACUAUGCAAACAGAGAGUCAGAAUCAACCUUCCAAGUGGUUUUGGUGUCUGGCAAAAACAUGUCAUUUACUUUCAUGCAUUAUGAUUUUAUCACUCCCACCCAAAGCGCAGAGUCUGGGCUUGACACAAUUAAUUCUACCAAUUUCUUUUCAAUUCCUUUUUCUGACAUCGCAAAUCUGCCAUACACAAGCAAUGUAAACGUCAAGGGUAGAUGGGUAUUUCGAGUUGACAAUUCAUCAGAAAACAAUGAGUUUUUUAGGUAG